AUGGAAACAGUUGGAUGCAGAUCAUUGAUCAGGUUCUUAUACUUGAAAGGUCGUACACCAAAUGAGACUUUCGAAGAGACGAAAGAAGUUUAUGGUGACGAUGCACCAUCAUACGACGUAGUGGAGCACUGGCGUCACCAGUUCAAAUGUGAUCGGACAUCGGUGGAAACUGCUCCUAUUCCUGGACGACCAUAUUCCGUCAUUGAUGACGACACCAACCAUAAAGUGGAAGCCACCAUUUUGGAGGAUCGCCGCAUAACUAUCUGGCAACUAGCCCAAGAAGUGAAGAUAAGUGUAGGCUGCAAAUUUGAAGAUUGA
Messenger RNA from Octopus bimaculoides (California two-spot octopus), 318 nucleotides. RefSeq names its product protein GVQW3-like. The record is from RefSeq and is a predicted model, not a curated record. NCBI's taxonomy places the organism in Eukaryota, Metazoa, Mollusca, Cephalopoda, Octopoda, Octopodidae.